AACAAGAGCUAUAAGCCGCAAUGCUCGCCCUUCACCUCCUCCCCGCCCUCAAUCCCAAACCCUCCUUCACCCCAAACCGCGGCGCCGCCGCCCUUAAACCCUUCCGCAACCCCAAAACCCUAAAACCCAACUCCUCCCCCUUCACCGUCCGCUCCCUCCUCCAAUACAACCGCAAGCCCCAGCUCUCCGGCGACACCCCCCGCGUCGUCGUCAUCACCUCCGGCAAAGGCGGCGUCGGCAAGACCACCACCACCGCCAAUGUCGGCCUCUCCCUCGCCCGCUUCGGCUUCUCCGUCGUCGCCAUCGACGCCGACGUCGGCCUCCGCAACCUCGACCUCCUCCUCGGCCUCGAGAAUCGCGUCAACUACACCGUCGUCGAGGUCCUCAACGGCGACUGCCGCCUCGACCAGGCUCUCGUUCGUGACAAGCGCUGGUCCAACUUCGAAUUACUCUGCAUUUCCAAGCCCAGAUCCAAAUUGCCGAUGGGAUUCGGCGGCAAAGCCCUCGUCUGGGUCGUCGACGCGUUGAAGGCCCGGCCGGAAGGGUCCCCGGACUUCAUCCUCAUCGACUGCCCGGCCGGCAUUGAUGCCGGGUUCAUCACCGCAAUCACUCCGGCCAAUGAGGCCGUGCUGGUGACCACACCGGACAUUACCAGCUUGCGAGAUGCCGACAGAGUCAUUGGGCUGCUGGAGUGUGAUGGAAUUAGGGACAUUAAGAUGAUGGUGAACCGGGUUCGGACUGAUAUGAUCAAAGGGGAGGACAUGAUGUCUGUGCUGGACGUGCAGGAGAUGCUGGGAUUGUCGUUGUUGGGGAUGAUUCCGGAGGACACGGAGGUGAUUCGGAGUACUAAUAGAGGGUACCCUCUGGUUUUGAAUAGGCCACCCACAUUGGCUGGACUGGCUUUUGAGCAGGCGGCGUGGAGGCUUGUUGAGCAGGACACUAUGAAGGCUGUCAUGGUUGAGGAAGAGCCUAAGAAACGCAGCUUCUUCUCAUUUUUCGGAGGGUGAAGACUAGAGUCUUGCCCUGUUCGAAGUGAUACUGAUCCGAAGUUGGCUAGUUUUCUUUUGGUUGAGUGAGUUUAUCUGCAGAUGAAAUUGUUCAUGAUUAGGGAGUGAGAAGUUGUGUACAGAGUCAGAGAGUAAAGUUCGUUUUUUCUUCUUGAAUUCAAUUCUAUGUUGUCUUUCUCUAGUCUCUGUUGGCUUGGCUUAGAUUUAGUGGGUUCAUUUUUUGUGGUUAUUUGUUCAAGUAUAAUGUGCUGUAUUUACUCGAAUGAGAAACAAUGAGAAUUGGUACCUGUCUGUUG
Fragaria vesca subsp. vesca is the source of this 1303-nucleotide messenger RNA. Its product is annotated as putative septum site-determining protein minD homolog, chloroplastic-like. Gene Ontology annotation, cellular component: cytosol; cytoplasmic side of plasma membrane. Gene Ontology annotation, biological process: negative regulation of cell division. Bases 21 to 1007 code for a protein of 328 amino acids. NCBI's taxonomy places the organism in Eukaryota, Viridiplantae, Streptophyta, Magnoliopsida, Rosales, Rosaceae. The transcript has a single exon. Gene Ontology annotation, molecular function: ATP binding; ATP hydrolysis activity. The record is from RefSeq and is a predicted model, not a curated record.